Messenger RNA from Colletotrichum orchidophilum, 2037 nucleotides. RefSeq lists its product as uncharacterized. Bases 1 to 2037 code for a protein of 678 amino acids. The transcript has a single exon. Lineage: Eukaryota; Fungi; Ascomycota; Sordariomycetes; Glomerellales; Glomerellaceae. The record is from RefSeq and is a predicted model, not a curated record.
AUGGCGAGUGAGAAAUCAAUUCCGUACGAGGAAUGGGCCGACGAGAUGGAAAAAAUCAAGUCAUGGUACCUUUGCGAAGACAAGACUUUGCUCGCACACGUGCAGGUACCUCCGACGAAAUAUGACAACAUUCAUCAGUUGGUCGGCGCCACGCAAGGCUUGGCCAUCAGCUGCACUCAAGAGGGCACGAGACUAGUUACGGUACGACUCAUUGCCGACGACGCAAUCGACCGACAAGUUCUAUCGAGCGAUGUCCAACAUCUGGUGCAGCAUGUGACGACAUACGAGAAGGUCCAAGCACUCACAUCCGCCAUGCAAAGUUGCGAGGAUCAUCAACUCCUCUUCAUCGACGUGGACGAACAGUCGACGCUCUCCUACGCUCUCGCAGUUCUCGACAUUGCCCGAUGCAUCAACAACGUACCAACACCGAAAUUGCGGAUCAUAUGGCUGUCUUCGUUGCCUCUCAAUCCCCAGCUGGGCAGAAUGAUGGCCGUCUUCACCGAGAAGAGGAAGUUACCCGUCACAACCUUCAAGAUGCCGAAACCACAAGGCCAGAUGGCAUGGGACGAGCUGGAGUGGAUCACAUACCCAGUAUCCGACGUUGAGUAUCAACAAAAUGUGGCAGAGAGAUUGGCGCAGGACUAUGGGGUGAUUGAAGGUCAAGAAGAGGAGUACAAGAAAACGAAGACGGUACUAUUCUACCAUGAGAAAAGCAACGCCAAAGUAUCGGAUUAUGGCCCAAUCACAGAAGCCCUCGGGCGUCUCGUGGGAGACUCAUUUGUCCAGCUUCAUGGGAACGACGCCGAGCCGACCGAUCGCGGAUGUAUUGUGCCCUUCGGCAUCGAGCUGAGCCAGUCACGUUUGGAAAUGGGUGGGGCAAGGCAUCUGGUUCUCUGCAAGGAAAGGACAAUGGAGGUAUACGAUCGUCGGAUUGGGCACGUCGUCCGAACGACAGCGCGGCUGAAAAGACACGAAUUGAUGGUCCAGGUGGGAUGUGCGUUUGAGAAGGGAGUCAAUCCAGAGAACAUCACAGUGCACUCGCAGCUGUCCUUGGCGGAUAUCAUGAGCGCCGAGCAGGGCCGAGAGUUUGACGAGCUUCAUCAAGAAGCCUUCUUUCUCAAGGCGAUGGCAAGGUACGCCGACGUCAACAUCGGUCGCAUGGGGAAUUGGUUCGCGUGCAAUUAUCAACGGAUGCAAAAGACCAUUCAAGGUCUCGAGAUCCUGGGACUGGUACGACACAGAGACAAUUCCGCCGCCGUCUUUGACUACCAAUUGAGGGACGAUCGUGCCUUCAAGGUCACCCGCCUUCUCGCAUUGACUGACAACAACGUGUCGGCGGCUGCGUUCUUGUCCUUUGUAAACGACGACACGGAGAGCAGUGUAUCGGCAGCCAUGGUGGACAUUGUGGCCAUCAUUCUGGAGUUUUACGGCCCGUACGACUUCGUGGUCGUGGCGAGGGAGAUCCUCAGUGAUCGUCAACCUGGUCCCAUUCAGGCGGUCUUGAAGGAAUGUCGUGACGUGCCCGAUAACGUCAUUUGCACGGGCGCCAUAUGGCUUCUGGGCAUCUAUCGUCUGUAUGGCCCCAUGUCCAAUACUGGCUCCCAGGCGUACGCGACUGCCCGUGCUGGAGGUAUCAUUCUCAUGAGCCCCAUGAGAUGCGCUGCCAUAUGGGAAAGAGCAAAGGAUAUUGGAGCUGCUGUGGGAUUCUCUCGCUCAUCUCUCUCCGAUCUGAAGCUCCCUCAAGAGCACGUGGAGUCUGUCGAGAUGUACAUGAUCCGCGCUUGGCUCCAAAACCUCUGCCACAGUCCCGUGAAAUUCAACCCAGUCAAUAUCUGGUCUGGGUGUCUCGUCUCCAUCGAUGGAAAAUACGGGCCAAUUCGAAUGAAAUUUGGCCAUGACGUUGUCUUCCUUGCUUUCAGGAUGACGAGGGCAAAUGAAAGAUUUUCCGCUGGCUUUGCGACUACAAUUUCAAUUAAAGGCCUGGUGGAGGCUCUCAAGGCCUCUGGAGUCACGGUGGAGGACAUUGAAGCAUUUUGA